Messenger RNA from Tetrahymena thermophila SB210, 1797 nucleotides. RefSeq lists its product as hypothetical. The transcript has 4 exons. NCBI's taxonomy places the organism in Eukaryota, Ciliophora, Oligohymenophorea, Hymenostomatida, Tetrahymenidae. The record is from RefSeq and is a predicted model, not a curated record.
AUGGCAAAUUAAAAUAAUAGUGAAGGUGAUUUUAAUAUAAUAAAAUCUAUUUAAUUUGAAAUUGAAUAGAAAACUUUUUACCAAUAAGUUUGCAGCUUACUUAAGAGUUUGAAAUACAAAAUUGAGCUUAAAAUAAAUAAAAAAAUUUAAGACAAUUAAACAAUUAUUGUUAAAAUAAAGGGUUAAACUCUUUAAUACACUUAAAAUGCAAAGGAUGAUAUCUAAAAUCUUUAAAUGGAUUAGCAAUAAUUAUCUGAAAUUAAUAAUUUAAUAGAGGAAAAGAAAUUAAUUGUUUAAUCUAUAAAAUUGAAUUUAACUGACAAUUUUUUAGAAAAAAAUCAGUUUUUAUAGCUUGGAUAAGAGAUAUCAUAAUUAUGCAUUAUUGACAAAAUUAUUUUUUAAAAUAAAAAAAAACUUUCUUUUAAUGACAAAACCGUAGAAAAUAUAAAGUAAUUCUUCAAAGUCUUUAACAAUGUUGAUUAAAUUGAAGUUAAUAUUAAUAAAGAAUGCAACUUAGUCUUUUUAGAGCUAAUUGCUUUUCUUACUUAAAUCAAAGAUCAUUAAAAUCUAAAAAUAGAAGGUGUAAACUACACAUUUAAUAGAAACUAAGAUAACUCAAUAGACCUUUUACAAUUAAAUAAAUUUCAUUUUUCGAAUAGUUAAAACUUAGAUAAAAUAAAACCACUGCUUAAAAAAGUAAAAAAGCUGGUUAUUAACUUAGAAGGAUUUUUUAAUUCAAUAAAUUUAAGUAAAACCAUUGAAUCUAUAAACAAUUUAAAAGACUUGGAAGAAUUAUAUUUUAAUUAUGAAUAAAAUGGGAAUAUUUAGGAUAAAUUUACAAAGAAUAUGAAGUAAUUCGAAAUAGGAGCAAAAAAUUUGAAAGUUUUAGAUACUUAACUUCCUUUUGACUUUUUACAAAACACGUUAGAAAAGAGCAAAAAUCUCACUGUUUUUAAAAUGACUUCCCUAAUAAAUGAUUAAAAAGACAUAUUAUAUUUAAAAGAAUUUAUUCAGAAAAUGUAAAAAAUACAAAAUAUAACUUUAGGUUUCGAAUUCUUAAAUUUUGAUAAACUUCAUUAACUUUUAUAAGGCUUUGAAAAUUAAUUUGAUAGCAAGGUCUAAUUUAAGAUAAUUUUUAAGGACUACAUAUACCUAGAAUACAAGUAAAAGUCAUUAGAUUCACUUGAAAAAAAUGAGUUAAAAGAAAACAUAAUUGAAGUUGAUGUCUAAAAUGAUUAAAGUUUAAUAAAAACAGAUGCAGAAUAAUUAAUAAAAAUUAUAUCAUCUAUUUUAAAAUAAUUUAAAUUAACUUAGAAUAAUGAAUAACUUUAAAACUCUUUAGGAAAUUAUAAAAUUUAUUCUCUUGACAUAAAAUUAAAACUCAAGAAUAAAUUCUUGCUUCAUGGUGUUUAAGAAAACAUAAAUUAUUUAUUCGAUUAAAAAGAAAAUGUUUAAAUUUCUUAAAAAAUAGAUAUCAAAGAUUUUAUUAUUUUUGAGUUUAAAAAAGAUUCAUUUGCUUUUAAAAGAGAUGCUGAAGAGAUUUAAUAUGCUUUUGAUUUAAAUAUUUAGAAUUAUUUCUCUUUGUUGGAGUUUAAAUAAGAAAAAUUAUUUUUUUACGAAUAUGAGGAAGAAUAAGAUUUACAAAAAGACUUAGAAUUAGAAAUACAAAAUGAUUGCUUAUUAACUUAAACAAAUUUAUGCAAAUUGUAAACUAUUAUUAAAGAAAUAAUUAAUUUAAAUGGUCUUUCUAUAACAUUUCACUGGGAUUUUAUUAAGAAAAAAGAAGAAAAUGUCUGA